Molecule: messenger RNA, 1549 nt
Organism: Homalodisca vitripennis (glassy-winged sharpshooter)
Lineage: Eukaryota; Metazoa; Arthropoda; Insecta; Hemiptera; Cicadellidae
Gene: Atac1
Product: ZZ-type zinc finger-containing protein 3
Exons: 8
Coding region: 261-1499 (412 amino acids)
Molecular function (GO): zinc ion binding
Source: RefSeq, a predicted model, not a curated record
UGAAUAUUUAUGGGUGCAUUUUGAACAGUCUAAGGAAUAGUUUUUGAUACUUCCAUGUAUAGGAAAUGUUAUAAAGUCAAGUGUUCAGUUUGUUUUAGAAGUUGGGAUAGGCUAGCCGCUAGGAUGUGGAUUGCCUAACAACUAUUUCUCAAACUUGUUAGAAUCAACCAUUCAUAAGCUGUCCUUAUAACAGACAUUUAGGUUCAUGUUGCUUAAUUUCCUCAGGCUAUUUAUCAAAAAGAAUUUGAAAACUAUAAACAAUGACAGAGAAGGAAAUGUUAAAUCUUGUUCAAAAUACUGAUAAUGAGUCAGAUCAUGGAAGUGAUCUUGAUGAUUGGUACAAUGCGGAUGAGUUAGCUUCAGAAGAUGAAGAACUAAUUAAAAAUACCAGUGAUAAGACACUCGGCUUUGAGACAGAUCACACUGCUCUCAAAACAAACCAGGAUUAUCAGAAAUUGGUUUAUACCUUAGCUCGUCUACAAGCUCAACGAAUAAAAGCUGUUGAGGAUGUUGACACACUUGUCAAACUUCGAUCAAAUGUUAGGAACAACCCGUUAGAGUUCCUUGAGAAAUUCAUCAAGGGUGACAAACUUGAUUUUCCUUCGAGAAUCAUAAUAGAGAAGGUUCCUAAGAUUGACUGGAGCAAAUACAGCAAUAAGGAGGAGCUUUCAAAUAAUGCGGUUGUUUGUAAAGAAGAACCUCAACUACAAACCAAAGUAGAACCUAAAUCACCAGAGGAAAACACAAAUUCAAUGAUUGUCAGAGGGAGAGUGUUUGACCAGUCUAAACCUCAGACAUUUAAUCAGUUAUGGACUCCAGAGGAACAGCUGAGACUGGAAGAACUGCUCAUAGAAUUUCCGCCUGAGAAAAAUGAAAACAACCGAUGGCGGAAAAUCGCUGAGGCUUUAGGGAAUAGAACAACAAAACAAGUUUGCAGCCGGGUGCAGAAGUAUUUCAAGAAGCUAAACAAAGCAGGAUUGCCAAUUCCAGGACAUCAGCUAAAAACAAAUAACAUGACUUCUCAGAAGAAGAAGCCCAGAAAAAACAAGAAAAACAACACAAGAGAGUCAACCUUCUUUCCCGCCCACCACUUAGGUGCCUCUAUACACUUUGACAUGUUGGACGAGGAUGACAACAGAACGGGAGUUCCUGCCUUCCCACCAGAAUUAAGGGGAGAUCUCGUUAGAAAAGUCAUUGACUUCAAGGUGAAGGAUGCUCAGCUUCCUCCGGUUACCCAUCCAGGAAUUGAGUGUGCUGUAUGUUCGGAGAAGCCUCUUAAAGGGACCCGAUGGCAUUGUCUAGUGUGUGACAAUGUCAAUUUGUGUUCCGACUGCGUUGUAGAUCAAGUGAGUGCAGAAUCGCCACAGCACCCUCCUUCACACCCCCUGAAGCCCCUGGGCAACCACUCAGUUUCCAGUUGGGAUACUGAUUAUAUGUCUAACUCCUUCCAGAGCAACAAUUACCUAGAUGCUAAUUUUGUAUCAACUGAUUUGGUUUAAGAAAAUAAUGUUUUGAGUUUAUAAUAUUAUUAAAGAUUUUAUACUGUUGA